AUGUCUAACGUACAGCUGCAUUUAAAACCAUUAGAUGAAAACAUAUGUGAUCAAUAUCAGCAGUUACUAGCUGUUAAUACAGAAUUAUCAGAAAAUUUUUAUCCCCAGGAAUUAACAACGUCCAGUCAAAGGUCAAAUAACCUUCCAAACGAUAAUACAUUUGUUAGCAGAAAUCGAACAAGGUUCAUUGGAUUAAUGAUAAUUAUUACAUGUUGUGUUGUAUUUCCAACGAUAUAUUUUAUGUGUUAUACUGCAAUGCAUUGUAAAGAUGAUAACGAAAUCCAUUUCAAUGAAAGUUACAAAAUGAAUAAAAUAACUUCAAAAGCAUUAAAUGAAUAUAUUUUGAAUCAUUUUGCGAAUUCUUUCAAUUCAUUUUGUACAACUUCUUCCUCAUCACCUUCUACAAUCAAUUAUUCUAUUAAUUCAAAUGAUGAAGAUAUUAGGAUAUCAAAUAACUAUCAAGUCAAUGAUAUAUACAAUGAAACAUUGAAUCAAAUGAAAAUUAAUUCAGUAAAACAAAAUUUUGUAAAUUUAGAUUUUGGUAUUUUUGAUGAACCAAAUCAAAAAGAAUAUGAAAAUGUUGUUAACUUUUUAAAACUAAGAUUUAAUUAUUUUUAUGCACAUCAUAAACUGAAGUCAACACUUCACUAA
This is a messenger RNA of Heterobilharzia americana, 651 nucleotides long. The record is from the annotation of a GenBank genome assembly. NCBI's taxonomy places the organism in Eukaryota, Metazoa, Platyhelminthes, Trematoda, Strigeidida, Schistosomatidae.